Molecule: messenger RNA, 1017 nt
Organism: Miscanthus lutarioriparius
Lineage: Eukaryota; Viridiplantae; Streptophyta; Magnoliopsida; Poales; Poaceae
Source: the annotation of a GenBank genome assembly
AUGGGGGCGGGAACCAAUGGCCUGAGCAACGGCGCGUCCGCGGCCGCGGCCGCAGCCGCAGGGGAGCGCGCGGACGACGGGACCACGGUGUUCCGGGGCACGGCGUACUCGCCGCUGCGGACCACGGUGGCGCUCGCGCUGUGGCUCGGGGCCAUCCACUUCAACGCCUUCCUCGUCCUCGCCUCGCUCUUCCUCUUCCCGCGCCGCGUCGCCGCACUGGUGCUGGCGACGCAGCUCUUCUUCAUGUUCGUGCCGCUCAAUGAUAAGAGCAGAUUGGGCCGCAAGAUCGCCAGGUUCAUAAGCAAGUUCGUGAUUGGGUAUUUUCCUGUCACUUUGCACGUGGAGGACUACGGCGCGUUUGAUUCCAACAGAGCUUACGUGUUCGGUUAUGAGCCUCAUUCAGUUUUGCCCAUCGCUGUUGGGAUCCUCGGGGACCUUGUUGGAUUCAUGCCGCUACCAAAGAUGAAGAUUCUUGCAAGCAGUGCGGUGUUCUACACCCCCUUCCUAAGGCAAAUAUGGACGUGGUUGGGGUUGGCUCCUGCAUCGAGAAAGAGUUUCUACUCCUACCUUGGAGCUGGUUAUAGCUGUAUUAUAGUGCCAGGAGGUGUGCAGGAAAUACUUCAUAUGGAUCAUGAUUCAGAGGUUGCUUUUCUUAAAUCAAGAAAAGGUUUUGUUAAGAUAGCUAUUGAGAUGGGUUGCCCUGUAGUCCCAGUUUUUGCUUUCGGACAGAGCUAUGUAUACAAAUGGUGGAGGCCAGGUGGCAAGUUAAUUGUCAAGAUUGCUAGAGCAAUCAAAUUUUCUCCAAUCAUCUUCUGGGGAAAAUUGGGGACUCCCGUCCCUUUUGCAACACCAAUGCAUGUGGUGGUUGGGAGGCCAAUUGAGGUUGUGAAGAAUCCUCAACCUACCAUUGACGAGAUAAAUGAAGUCCACAGACAGUUCGUUGUUGCGAUGCAAGAUCUGUUCGAGAAAUACAAGACCAGAACUGGAUACCCUGAUCUUCGGUUAAGAGUUCUUUGA